This is a messenger RNA of Siniperca chuatsi (mandarin fish), 6030 nucleotides long. It is a transcript of the gene iqsec3b, whose product is annotated as IQ motif and Sec7 domain ArfGEF 3b. The transcript has 15 exons. The record is from RefSeq and is a predicted model, not a curated record. Gene Ontology annotation, molecular function: guanyl-nucleotide exchange factor activity; protein binding. Gene Ontology annotation, biological process: actin cytoskeleton organization; regulation of ARF protein signal transduction. NCBI's taxonomy places the organism in Eukaryota, Metazoa, Chordata, Actinopteri, Centrarchiformes, Sinipercidae. Bases 215 to 3592 code for a protein of 1125 amino acids.
AGAGAGAGGAAGGGAGGGAGGGAAACGACCGGAGAAGCGGAGGCUUGCUCGCUCGGUACAGCCUCAUCCACAACCGAGCAGAAUCAAGGAGAGGAGAACAGAAGGGCAUCUCACCUUCUCAUCCGCACUCACGGAUAUUUUGCAUCCCCUGUCCUCCAUCCGCCAGUCCAGCUUCUUUUUUCUUCUCCUUCUCUUCCCUCCUCUUGUCUUGAGUAUGAUGAGCUCCAGCCUGCUGGAAAACCCCGUGCAGGCGAUUCUGUACCUGCGGGAGCUCACCACCAUCGUCCAGAACCAGCAGAGUCUCAUCCAGACCCAGCGCGCCCGGAUAGAGGAGCUGGACCGGCGGGUGGACGAGCUCAUCGGCGAGAACAGACACCUGCAGGACAUCAGGGUACAACAGCAGCAUCCUUACCAUCACCACCAUCACCCCGACCCCAGCUGCCUUCAUCUUCACCACCACACUCAGGAUCCCCAGCUCAAGACUAGUGCGGGGUCUCUCCCAGACCAUGCGGUUGCACCAGCACAUGUCGAGGCGGCUCCGGGGGUCCAGCCGUCGCCUCCCCAACCAAUGGACCCGGGGGACAUGCAGCUGGUCCCGGCCGACCCGUCCAAGGUUUCCCCGGUUGAAAGUGACCCAGGAAACGGCGGAAGUUUCCACAGCUGCCGCUCUUUGGUUCCGAUGACCCCCACAAACCUUUGUCGAUCCCUGGCCCUGGCUAGGAAAUCCGAGAGCGAGACGGUGCUGCAUCAGUUUUGUUGCCCCGCCCCUGAACAUCCAGAGGCUGACACCACCGGCUCAUCCGGUGGACAGAUGCUGAGCCUGGAGGAUGGAACGUCCUCUGGUGGUGGACAGGAAAUGGAGGGGACCAAGAGAGAUGGACCCAGCGAGUACGAGAUCACCCUGGAGAAUAAGAACAAACAGAUAGAAGAGUUGGAGCAGAAGUAUGGAGGCCAUCUCAUAGCAAGGCGGGCAGCCCGUCGUAUUCAGACGGCCUUCCGUCAGUACCAGCUCAGCAAAAACUUCCAGAAGAUCCGUAACUCUCUGUCGGAGAGCAAGUUGCCUCGCCGGAUCUCCCUGCGCCACCCCAGCCCUUCAGGUCGAAACCGGAAUGCAACCCAGAGACACAGUUACAGUCUGCAUCCAGGAGGAGGACAGAUACCCUUACGCUCCAAAACCCCUCCUCCUCCCCCUUGCCGCUCCACCUCUCUGCCCCCGUCUCCUGCGUCUGCCCCAGCAGCUGGUCCCUCACCUGCCACAGGCCCAGCCCCACCUCAAACCCCUGGACAAACACUCACACAGCUGGAGGACUGCUUCUCUGAACAACUCCAUUCCUUGGCCCAGUCAAUUGAUGAGGCCCUUCGUGGUUGGACCUUGUCGGAGGGCAGAGAGGGGAAGGGUCUACUGAUGGAUCCUGGGGCCCUUCGUGCAGCUGCUGAGAGCGCUUGCCUGCCCCGCAGUGCCAGCUCGCUGCUCAUGGCCUUCAGGGAUGUCACUGUUCACAUCGACAGCAAUAGCUCCUACACCAUCUCCUCCGCCACCACCACAACUACCACCUCUCUGGGCAAUGCAGGCAGGGGAGAACCGGGCAGCAGGAAGACCUCUGUGAGUGGGAUGGCUGGGGGAGGAGAUGGCCUGUCAGGAGAGGAGCCAGAGUUUCCUGCACCUCCGCCCAGUGAGGAGCUGGAAAUGGCUGAUCCAGGAUCUAGGAGGGGUUCAGCAGUGCCAGCUCCAGGAGGAGGAGUAAUGGAGGAGGAGAGCGGAUCAGACAGACUGGGGUCCACCUCCACUUCUACCUCUACUUCCACCUCUAUCUCCACCUCAGCCCAGUCUAACCAGCAACCUGCUCAGAUUUACACCCAGUACCAGCAGUACCACUACACUCAUCCUCAGCAGAUCCCCGGGGGGCCAAGCCCCGAGGCCCUACAGGCCCUGGUCGUCUCUCUGCCCAGGGACCACUGCCAGGAUCCAGCAUCUUGCCGCUCGCCAACGCUAUCCACAGACACUCAUCGCAAACGCCUCUACCGUAUAGGACUCAAUCUCUUCAAUGUGAACCCAGAGAGAGGCAUCCACUUCCUGAUCACGCGUGGUUUCGUUCCGGACACGGCCAUCGGAGUGGCUCACUUCCUGCUGCAGAGGAAGGGCCUGAGCAGGCAGAUGAUUGGAGAGUUCUUGGGGAACAGCAAGCUGCAAUUCAACAGAGAUGUCCUUGACUGUGUUGUGGAUGAGAUGGAUUUCUCAGGCAUGGAGCUCGACGAAGCCCUGAGAAAGUUCCAGGCUCAUGUUCGUGUUCAGGGAGAAGCACAGAAAGUGGAGAGACUCAUCGAAGCCUUUAGCCAGAGGUACUGUAUGUGUAACCCUGAUGUGGUGCAGCAGUUUCACAACCCAGACACCAUCUUCAUCCUGGCCUUCGCUGUGGUCCUCCUCAACACUGACAUGUACUCGCCCAACAUCAAACCCCAGCGCAAAAUGGGCCUUGAUGACUUCAUACGCAACCUAAGAGGUGUGGAUGAUGGAGCAGACAUCCCAAGAGAGAUGGUCGCAGGCAUUUAUGAAAGGAUCCAACAAAGAGAGCUCCGCUCCAAUGAAGACCAUGUCACCUAUGUGAGCCGUGUGGAGCAGUCCAUCCUGGGCCUGAAAACUAUCCUCGCUGUGCCCCACAGACGUCUGGUGUGCUGCUGUCGCCUGUUUGAGGUGCCUGACGCCAACAAGCCUCAUAAACAGAAACUGUCCCAGCUCCAAAGAGAGGUCUUCCUCUUCAAUGACCUGCUGCUGAUCCUGAAGCUGUGUCCCAAGAAGAAAAGCUCUGCCUCAUACACCUUCUGUAAAGCUAUGGGUCUUCUGGGAAUGCAGUUUCACCUCUUCAGCAAUGAAUACUAUGCCCAUGGCAUCACCAUGCUGAGCCCGUUUACCUCAGAGAAGAAGCAGCUGGUGAGUUUCUGCUCCCCGAGCGGAGAAGAGCUCAGGAAGUUUGCAGAGGAGCUCCGAGAGGCUAUCACAGAGGUCAAUGAGAUGGAGCAGAUACACAUCCAGUGGGAACUGGAGAGGCAACAAGGCAUCCAGCCACACGGCAUACACACCAAUGGCGGGCAAGUGGACACACACACAGGACACGGCUCUCCCUCAGGCCAACAGGAUGUGUACGAUAAAACCGGCAACAACAACACAGUAGAGGUGUCAAUUCACAACAGGCUGCAGACCUAUCAACUGAGCCAGCCCAGCAUUGAGUCCACACCUCUGGCCCUGGCUGCACCACCCGCCCUACUCAGCACCGUCCAGCCCGGGGAGCUCCGCCCAGAAACACUCAUCCAAUGCCAGCAGAUCGUCAAGGUGAUCGUUGUGGACCAGAGCGGGCGAGGGCGGAUGGAGGCCUUCCUCAGCCAAGGCCCGGCUACCCAUCAGCUCAUCCAGUCGGCCAUGUCCACACCUGUGCGCGUCAGAGAGGGGGACGGCCCUCAGCCCCCUCUGCCACCUCCCCCUCCACCUUACAACCACCCCCACCAGUUCUGUCCCCCUGACUCACCCAUGCCCCUCCACCACACCAUGCCUCUCACCCGCAGGCGCAACUCCAGCGGCUCCCGCAGCAUCGUCUGAGUCAUCGGCUACUCUACGAAUCCUGGGGGCCAGACAUGACCCUCACAUUCACACACAACAACACACACAUGCUGGAGCACUAGUCGACUCCCUUUGAAUGGUAAGAAAAAGCAUUGCAAAAAAAAAGUAAGACAUAUACUGUGUCGAAUAAAGGGACAAAGGAACAGGAAACUAACAAGAAUCCAUUCAUAGGGUUGACUGAGUGGUGUCGUUUUUGAACGUGGGGUAGUUUUGAUUCCAUUUCUGAAAGACUUUCUUUUGUCUCCAACAUGUCACCUGGUAGCUGAUUGUGUCUGUCUAGAUUUCACACUGUUUAAGAGAUCUUCUGACUGCAUUUUUAAAUGUCACCUGUCCAACAAAUGUGUCUAUGAGCUAUGACUGUGAAACCGAGGGGCAAUGUCAGAAAAGCAAACUCUGGCAGCCCUGAAAGAACAAGGGAUCGCUUUAAAUAUGAAGGACAAAACUAUGUUUUGUUUUGUUUUCUUUCAGGAUGUUAAGUUCACAUCACUUUGUUUGGUCCAGGUUUUCAGUAUUAGAUACCACACUCAGUGAGGAAUAAUUUCAGCAGAGCUAAUCUAGCUUCUCCUCACUGUAAUCUUUUUCCCCGUCAUCUCUGCAUUUAAUGUGAAGAAACAAGAGUACCAGCUUAUUUGUUUCCUUCAUUUUCUAGGGAACAUAUAAUCAGAAAGUUUGAGGAAGAGGGCGAAGAAAAGGGUAAAAAGCUCUAACAUCUCUAUCCUGUCAUGUGCAGCAUAGUGUAGUCAGCAAGGAUGUUGCUUCUCACUUAACUAACCUAAAACCAUAUCCUGACGACAAUCAUAUUUUUCUGUGCUUCAUUGUUGUGCUUUGCUAAACUUGUGUGAGCAGAUAUCUUCACAGUAGUGUGUGACAGUCCUGAUUCUGUGGCAUUUUGCUCUCACAGAGCUCAGGAAAGGAUUUGCUGCACUGUAACAUGUAAUAUCUGCACCUCUGAGUUGUAUUGAGAGCAGCGUUCUUGUGUGCUGUGUGUUCAAUCUGCUCACUCAUGGGCACUAGGGAGUAGGGCUGGUAAUUCAUCCAAAACAAGGCUAAAACAGCCAGAUGAAGCCUUUCUCCUCCUGUACAUUUACUCCUAAUGGGUUACCUUGUGUGAAUAUUAUUGUUACCUUUGGAUUUAGGCAAUAUCCCUGCCCAGAAAACUCUUAGCUUUAGUUUAAAAAUUAAUAAAAAUUGCUCCUCACAGUGUAGACCAAGGUCACCUCACAAAAGCAUCACUCCCCUCUCACGUAUUAUAUUUUUCCUUGCACACUGAAAAUGUUAUAUAAGCAGAGAGUCAUUCCUUUAUUGAAUGUUAAUCAGGGGGAAAACCGAAGAUGUCCAUAGAAUAAUUAUUGAUUUCAUCCACGUGUCGUCUGUCCAGUGUCGAUGGUUCGAGCUUGAGCCAGUUUGUACAGCAGAUUACAAACCAUCCAUCUGACAGACACUGAACAGGUCUUGUAGCUUUUGCACCACAGAAUAUAUUGGAUAUAUUGUAAAUAGAUAAUAUAGAUUUAUUCUGAAAAAGUGAUUGGUUUGCCCAGUGUGUGUAUCUACGUGUAUUUGUACAGAGAAGAUCUAGUUUAAAAGAAAAAAAGGAUAUUAUAGUUAUUAUUAUUAUUAUUCACAUUUAAUAUCAGGGGGUGUUCUAAAUCCUACUGCUACGAGAGACAGGAUACAAGCAGCUUUUAUAGAACACACUCCAGUUACCAUGGUAACACACAUUGAUAUUAUUACAGAUCUACAUUCAUCAUUAAAUUAUCGUGUCAUAUUAUUGUAAGAUUAUUAAGAGAUGGCUGUGUCACCUGUUAGGGUGUGUAAAGGGCUAUGCUGUAUUGAUGAAUACUUACAGUAAAUCACAGGUCAUGCACAUACACACACAGGUAUAUAUAUAUAUAAGUUCCUACACAACCACGCACACUAAUGUACACAAACAUGCACAUAGCUGCCAAAGCAACAACAAAUUCAGCUUAGAUUCACCUUAGAAACUGCUUGAUUUCCCAAGUCAGCAACCCCACUUUGUUUACUGUAAACUCUGACUGACUUGUACUAUACAGCAUGAUAUUUUUGGGGGUUUUAUUAUUUCUUUCAUUUAUUUUUUUUCAUUUACAGUACACUGGGGGUGGAGUUUGAUUAUAUGUUUGUAUCAUUGUUGUCAGGGCAUGUUGGGUUGAUUGAUCAUUUUCUCCCCUCUCUCCACUUCCUUCCUCCUUUCUGCCUCCCCCCCUGCCUUCUCCAUGGUUGUCAUGGAGACACACCAAUCUGCAUCCUCACUGGGGAUCAUUAAUAUUUGCACCCUCACAAUAUUUCUAAAAAGGAGAUUUCUUAAAGAUCAACAUGUUUACUAAUGGAAUAUUUCUAAUUUUUUCUGUUUGAAGAGAAUGAAAGAAUAAAGUAGUUUUUAAUCUCGGUCUCGGACUGUC